AUGGCUUCCCUAUGGCAGAAAGCGCAACAACAGCUGAGCGAUGCCGAUCAGCAGCUCUUCGACUUCAACAGACCAGAGUCUGAGAGACGGCUUAUCUUGGAAGAUAUCCUCAGGUCUGUUCAAGUACAGAAUGAGCGGUGUCUCAACAAGAGAUGGAAAAUCAAAGGCAUUGGCGGGAGAGAGAUCAUUCUCCGUGAUCUAUGCGGGAAGCUGCUAUCAUGGGUUAAUCAGUUUCUGUCGGUGGUCGACGUAAUAGCGCAAUAUGACCCGGUCCACUCAUCGCUUCCAUGGGCUGGCAUCAGGCUCUUUCUCCAGAUUUCUCUGAAAGACAUCAAAACGUUCGAAGCAAUGAUUGAAGGACUGGAAAUUACUGCUAGAGUGGUGGCUCAGUACAGUCUCGUGGAAAUACUCUACCUGAAAGAUCAUACGGAGGCCCAGAAACAACUCCAAGGUCAAGUCACCAUUUUGUAUGCUGCCGUUCUACGGUAUCUCUGCAGAGCAAGGAAGUAUUACAGUCACAACACUGCAACGCGGACGUUUGUCAACGCCUUCCGUCCGCCGGAACUUGAUGAUGCUCUGAGCCAAAUCACAGAUCAGGAGGCGCUGGUGUGUCGUCAAGCAGAUCUUGUUAAUACUGAAAGGCAGAUGAGCUUGGCUGCACUUGUCAGCGACAUCAAGGCAGCCGGAACAAUUACUAACAACGGUCUGGAAAGCGUACAACGAAAGCUAGACAGAUUCGGGGUCUCGUUCUUGCAGACCACCGGUCAAGUAUCAGCGCUCCAUCACGAUCUUGACCAAAAGCAAAAGAUACAAAUUUUGUCGUGGCUUUCGUGUGUACCAUAUCGACAGCACUAUGAAGCCUUGUCCGCCGAUAUCAUGCCUAACUCGGGCCAAUGGCUGGCUCUCAAUUCGAAGUAUAUUGACUGGUACCAAUCGGGCUCUUCACAGAUGCUGCGUCUGAUCGGAUCUACUGGCUGCGGUAAGACCAAGCUCAUCUCCGCUACACUGCAACGCCUAAGGAGCGAAGUCGAAACAAACCCGACUGCUGCACCCAUCGCAUUUUUCUAUUGCUCUAAGAACCCUGGUGAGCUCGAACGUGCAGAUCCAUGCCAGAUACUCAGAACCCUCGCAAAACAAAUUGCGCUUUCGGAAGAUCAAACCGGCAUAUUAGCACCAGUCAUCAGCAUUCAUAAGAACAAACGCAUCCAGGCUGAACAAGACGGACUCAGUCCCCCAAGUUUGAACUUGUCAGAAUGCAAGAAGCUAAUACUAGAACUCACGGCCAUGACUCCGGCAACAAUCAUCAUUGACGCUAUAGAUGAGUGCAACUCUAUCACCCGGCAUCAAUUGCUCACAGCGUUAGAGGAAAUCUUGAUCCAUUCCCAUAAACCUGUCAAGAUAUUGGUCAGCAGUCAGAAAGCUCGCGACAUCGACGUUCGUCUUGACAAGUUUGCAUGCAUCAUGGUCAACGAAAAGCAGAAUAAGAACGACAUUGAUGCUUUUGUUGAUCUGCAGGUGGCAACAGCAAUAGAAAGCAAACAGAUGCUCGCUGGAAGAGUCUCUCUUGACCUCUCAAACCGUGUCGCUUCGAUUCUCAAAACCAAGGCUGAAGGGUCGUUUCGAUGGGUUGCCCUACAGCUCCAAUGCCUUUGCGAUCCUGACACCGUCAAAUUGGAACGCGAUGUACAUGAUGUCCUUCUUCGACCGCCCCAAACACUGCUCGCUUUCUAUGACUCGAUCCAUCAUCGAAUUCUAGCAAUGGAAAAGCAAAUGUACUGGGCUGCUCAUUACGAGAUCGCACAAUUCAAAGAAAAGGCGGAUGUGGACCUCCUAUCGACUUUCUUGUUCGAGGACGACCAUCUCGACAAAUGGCUAGAAGCUUUGAGCUCCAUACUGCCAACUCACCAAACUAAUCUGGCCGGCGAGCUGUCACAAAAGCUUCACGCUGUUUGGAGUGUUCCAGAGUCUCCCUUGUUUGCUAUAUCAUGUUUCGGCUUGCAUCCUGUUUUAGACUUCAACCAGAACAGCGAUCAGAUCCUAGACUGGCAUCAGCCUAAUAGCGAUGGUGCAUCUGCUCUGAGUCUAGCUUCUCACUUCGGUCAUCUCGAGACCGUGAGGUAUCUGCUGCAGCAAGAUCUCAUUGCCGGAUCUGCUCGCCACAUAUCGCCAAGCAUGGACAAGCAGCAGAUCGGCUUCAGAAAUCGAUCGGCUUCUGGAUCUCGGCCACAAUCUUUCGCAAAUGCAAUCCAGGCAGCUGUAGCAAGAUCGCACGAAUCCAUCGCAGAACUCAUCAUCGAAUACGGCUUUUGUUUUCCAGAUCAAGAGUCGUUCGAUCGCUGUUUCCGUCGAGCUAUCUUCAGUGGUCAACUCGCUGUUGUCGAACUCCUGAUUGGAAGAUUCGCUGGCAUGUUCACACCUCAACGAGUCCAGGACCAGCUUCAGGUUGCUCUGUUCAGCGGCAAGGAGAGACAAGCCAAGGGUCUCUUCGUGAGGUAUGGUGAUGUAAACCAGCAGACUGGUUUCUUCGGAAACGCUUUACAGGCUGCAGUCUGCGGCGGAAAGCUCAGUCUCGUUAAAGCGCUAGCAGACCGUGGAGCGAGACUCGAAGUGAGAGGUCUAUACGGCUACCCUCUUCGCGCUGCUGUCGUUUUGGGACAUGAGAAUAUGGUACGCUGGCUCCUAGAAGAGGCCAAGGCCGACCCGAACCUUGAGGAUAUUGAGCUUGGAGACUGUCUUCAGGCAGCAGCCUUCAAGGGUCAUCUUGGCAUCAUACAUCUCCUUUUACAGCACGAAGCCAAUCUUGAAGGCUUGGGAGGACCGUUCUGGACACCGCUUUCAGCUGCCUAUUCUGCUGGACAAUUACAAGCUGUUCGGGUACUCUUGAACCAUGCCGCUCGAUUCGGUGGUGAGUCAAGACUUCGACCUCGAAGUGCUCUGCUUCCUCUUCCACAAGGCCGUAAGAGGGAGAUCAUUCGUAUCCCCUUGCAAAGGGCGACCUUGCUCACAGCUAGACUCAUGCCGGAGGCCGGACUAGUGAACGGAUGCUUCAAGACAUAUUUCAUCUAUCCCGAAGGACGCUAUGGCAAUGAUGGAAUCAAGAUUUCUUCAACACGAACAAUCCAGGUAGUCUGGAUAUCGAAAAGCGGCACCCGAAAACCCAUACAAGCCUCACUACACAAGGUCAUGUCGGAUUUGCUCUCUACAGUCCCAGACGGUGCUAACAUAGAAGAGCAUAUACGCUUGGCGAUCGCCUCGAAAGACAUGCUUACAGUUCUGUCCAAGCUCCGGGAAGUCGACGAUCGCCUACUUUUGCUCGAUAGCCAAGUCGUUGGUCAAAUAGACACUGGAGUAAGUGGCGCUCAAGUGAACCAUCGUAUCGCGCAGGGAACGGUUUUGAGGCUACGGGGUCCAAGAACGCACGAUGGUUCCUCCGCUCCAGGGGCAUUCUUAUAA
This is a messenger RNA of Aureobasidium pullulans EXF-150, 3453 nucleotides long. RefSeq lists its product as uncharacterized. The transcript has 8 exons. The record is from RefSeq and is a predicted model, not a curated record. Gene Ontology annotation, molecular function: protein binding. Lineage: Eukaryota; Fungi; Ascomycota; Dothideomycetes; Dothideales; Saccotheciaceae. Bases 1 to 3453 code for a protein of 1150 amino acids.